This is a messenger RNA of Fusarium oxysporum Fo47, 795 nucleotides long. RefSeq lists its product as uncharacterized. The record is from RefSeq and is a predicted model, not a curated record. The coding region runs from base 1 to 795 and encodes 264 amino acids. NCBI's taxonomy places the organism in Eukaryota, Fungi, Ascomycota, Sordariomycetes, Hypocreales, Nectriaceae. The transcript is spliced from 2 exons.
AUGGUACAAGCCAUUCGUGAAAAGCUGGAUGAAAUAUACCAAAGCGACCCUCCCUCCAACGAGGAAGACGGCUCGGAUGCAAAUAUGACGGAUGCUAAAGGCGCUGAGGAAGAAACCAACCCAGUUACAGAUAUGUUGGAUGCUGAUAACAAUGAAGGCAUAAUACUCGGUUACCGAUCGUCGCGGCGAUGGAACAGAUUCCAGAAGCAAUAUUUGACUGACGACGUCAUAUUUUUCAUUCAGUCCCCCGGAGCAUCGAUUUUUGGGGUCUUUUCACUAGGGGAUCUCGGCCACGAGAUUUCAACUAAAGCUCUAAACUACUACAAAGGCGAUGGGAAUGAUGUCUCCACACAUAUUGACGCCGUUACCGGCUCAAACCCUUCCAUCACUCCAGCCACAUAUGAUGGAAUCCUAUGCAUCGGCGCCAAGAAGUCAGGCAAGCCCUCCGAAGGCAGAUUUCCCGACACCUGGAUACAGAUCGCAUUGAAACAAGACAGCGAUCCUUCAAAAGCAAAAAUUAUCCAUAGAACGGCUCUGCGGAAGUUGGUGAAAGAUGCCGAUUCUCAGAUAGAAAAGUUCUAUAAAGAGGUCGGCGUGGAGCCACCAUGGGCCUAUACACCUUACCCGGAUCCUUAUAAUCACCUGCGUGCCCGACCCCUUAUUUUUCCAGCACCCAGAAUCAAAUAUUAUGAGAUCGAUAGCCAUUUACCCAAGGCUCUACCAUUUCAUGAAGACAGGGAGGAUCGCAAGAGAUACCAAGACUACAUGGAAUCUAAGUUACUUGGAGAGGGGUAG